Messenger RNA from Glycine soja, 1129 nucleotides. Its product is annotated as xyloglucan endotransglucosylase/hydrolase 2-like. Gene Ontology annotation, biological process: xyloglucan metabolic process; cell wall biogenesis. NCBI's taxonomy places the organism in Eukaryota, Viridiplantae, Streptophyta, Magnoliopsida, Fabales, Fabaceae. Bases 66 to 896 code for a protein of 276 amino acids. The transcript has 3 exons. The record is from RefSeq and is a predicted model, not a curated record. Gene Ontology annotation, cellular component: apoplast; cell wall. Gene Ontology annotation, molecular function: hydrolase activity, hydrolyzing O-glycosyl compounds; xyloglucan:xyloglucosyl transferase activity.
CCCUUCCCUUCAUUUCACAUCACAACACAACACAACAUUUACAUUACUCUCUCACUUUCUCCAAUAUGGCUUCUUCUCGAAAUGAGUUUUAUGCACUUAUGCUAGUGGUGGUGGUUGGCUCCAUAGUGGCUUCCUGUGGUGCUAACUUCAACCAAGACUUUGAUCUAACUUGGGGUGAUCAGCGUGCUAAGAUAUUCAAUGGUGGUCAGCUUCUAUCUCUUUCCCUGGACAAAGUCUCUGGCUCUGGCUUCCAAUCCAAGAAAGAGUACUUAUUUGGAAGGAUCGAUAUGCAGCUCAAGCUCGUUGCUGGCAACUCUGCCGGCACUGUCACUGCUUACUACUUGUCGUCUCAAGGGCCAACUCAUGACGAGAUUGAUUUUGAAUUCUUGGGAAACGUGAGCGGUGACCCUUACAUUCUCCACACAAACGUGUUUACCCAAGGCCAAGGGAACAGAGAGCAACAAUUCUACCUCUGGUUCGACCCCACCAGAAACUUCCACACUUACUCCAUCAUCUGGAAGCCCCAACACAUCAUAUUCUUGGUGGAUAACAUUCCCAUAAGGGUGUUCAAGAAUGGUGAGACUAUUGGCGUUCCUUUCCCAAAGAAGCAACCCAUGAGAAUCUAUUCUAGCCUGUGGAACGCUGAUGACUGGGCCACCAGAGGUGGUUUGGUGAAAACUGAUUGGUCCAAGGCACCCUUUACAGCCUACUACCGCAAUUUCAAAGCCACAGAGUUCUCCACCAAUUCCUUCUCUGAUGCUGCAUGGCAGAGCAACGAGCUUGAUGCCUAUGGCAGAAGAAAACUGAGAUGGGUUCAGAAGUACUUCAUGAUCUAUAACUACUGCAACGAUCUUAAGCGAUUCCCACAAGGCAUUCCUGUUGAGUGCAGGCGCUGAGACCUCAGACCUAUUUUUCUUUUCUCCUUCUGCUUUAUUCAUCAUCAAAAUAAAUCAAAUUCGUUGUACCACUUUCUUGAUUUUUAAAAAAUAUGUUUUCUGGCCGUACAAUAAAAAGUUGUGGUUGCACUGUAAUCAACCUGCAAACUCAAUAGUCUCGAACUCUGUUUGUCUCUCUAUAUUCUUAUAUUCUGUAAUUCCAAUUUCCAAAGUCAGGGCCAAUUUCACAAACA